UGCUGUAAACUCUGUAGCAGAAGAAGAAAGAGGAGGAGCGAGUUAUAACCCAAUUUUAGAGACUUUUUAAACUCUAAUCCUGACAGUGUUGUUCAUCUUUUAAAGGUUAAUUAUCUAACACGGUGUGCGGGUUAUCUGACAACACGUGAGAGAGGUCGGAAUGAUCUGGAGCAGUGAGAGGUUGUGGCGGCCUCAUCAGUAGCUGUCACCACGGCGGGGGACCUUCGGACCUCCGUCUGCAGGGUGGUCAUCUACCUCCAAAGGGACAUGUCCGGGGACAGCUGCCUGCCUCAGCAUCACACGCACUCCUCCCUCUCCACCUCCUCAGCCCCUCCUCUGGCCUGUCCCAAGACCAAGACCUGCAGUUAUCGAGGAGCGGGGGGCCUGGGCAACAAGUAUGUCCGGAUCAACGUCGGUGGGACCCUGUUUUACACCACGCUGCAAGUGCUGACGAGGCAGAACUCCAUGCUGAAAGCCAUGUUCAGUGGAAAGAAGGAAGUGUUCACUGAUAAAGAAGGUUGGAUCCUGAUCGACCGCAGUGGGAAACACUUUGGCAGCAUCCUGUGCUACCUGCGUGACGGCACAGUCGCCGUACCCAAAGGUCGUCAGGCUGUCGAGGAGCUGCUAGCUGAGGCAAAGUAUUACCUCGUCCAGGGCCUGGUGGAGCUUUGUGAAAACACCCUGCAGGGCAAUAAGGAGCAACCCUUGUGUGUUAUACCUGUGAUCACCUCCAGUAAGGAAGAGGAGAGGCUCAUCCAGUCCUCUACCAAGCCUGUGGUGAAGCUGGUGUACAACAGAAGCAAUAACAAGUACUCCUACACCGGUAACUCGGACGACAACCUGUUGAAGAACAUCGAGCUGUUUGACAGGCUGUCUCUCAGCUUCAACGGCCGCGUCCUCUUUAUCAAAGACGUGAUCGGAGACGAGAUCUGCUGCUGGUCCUUUUACGGUCAGGGUCGCAAGCUGGCCGAGGUCUGCUGCACCUCCAUCGUCUACGCCACAGAGAAGAAGCAGACCAAGGUGGAGUUUCCUGAAGCUCGCAUCUAUGAGGAGACUCUGAACACCUUGCUUUACGAGACAAUGCCGCCGCCCGACAACACCUUGCUGGAGGCCACGCGUCGGAGCUACACCAACUGCGGAUCUCACAGCGAGGAAGAGGAGGGGCCCGGAGGAGCUGAGCGCGUCCGCCGAAUCCACGUCAAGAGGUACAGCACGUACGAUGACCGGCCACUGGGACACUGAGACUGAAACCACGAAACCGCUGGACAGAUUUCAGCUUUUCACAUUGAUGAUGAACAUUCAAACAUGAAAUCUGUUGAUGCUCAUACAUUUCUCUUUCAUUACCACUAUCUAAAAGAAGUCCAAACUGUUGGCCUCCGUGUAUUUGCAACUUGACUUUUUACUCUAGAUAGUUGUGUUGUUGUCUGCUCUGUCCAUCAUAAUUUAUGAAUUAUUAUCAGAGGAAUCAGAGCAACUACUUCAAAUAAAUGUAGUUUUUUUUAUUAAAUGUAGAUUAGUAGUGGAGGAAAAAUCACUGAUAUGCACUAUUUCUUAGAAGAAAUAUUGUUACAAUCAUAGCACUUAAGACUCUGAAACAGCAGGAGAGCAUGUUUCAUAUUUAUAGAUUGUAUUUUUCAUAUACACAUUUACAACAGCCUGUUGUUUGCCAAAGAUGAACCUGUUUUAGCUUUUCCAGAAUUAGUGUGCCUCUAACGUGUUUUAAUGCAGUUUACCAUAAUGCCUUUUUUCCAGCUGUGAAGAUAAAAAUACUUGUUGUUCAACUAC
Sebastes umbrosus (honeycomb rockfish) is the source of this 1785-nucleotide messenger RNA. RefSeq names its product tumor necrosis factor, alpha-induced protein 1 (endothelial) (gene tnfaip1). The coding region runs from base 268 to 1242 and encodes 324 amino acids. The transcript is spliced from 7 exons. Lineage: Eukaryota; Metazoa; Chordata; Actinopteri; Perciformes; Sebastidae. The record is from RefSeq and is a predicted model, not a curated record. Gene Ontology annotation, biological process: protein homooligomerization; negative regulation of Rho protein signal transduction; protein ubiquitination. Gene Ontology annotation, molecular function: ubiquitin-protein transferase activity; protein binding. Gene Ontology annotation, cellular component: Cul3-RING ubiquitin ligase complex.